Molecule: messenger RNA, 3535 nt
Organism: Polypterus senegalus (gray bichir)
Lineage: Eukaryota; Metazoa; Chordata; Cladistia; Polypteriformes; Polypteridae
Product: neuropeptide FF receptor 1-like
Exons: 4
Coding region: 306-1568 (420 amino acids)
Biological process (GO): G protein-coupled receptor signaling pathway
Cellular component (GO): membrane
Molecular function (GO): peptide binding; neuropeptide receptor activity
Source: RefSeq, a predicted model, not a curated record
UGUCUCGAUGAACACAUCAACUAUUACCAGCGUGUCACUUGUUCUGUCCACUGCUGCUACAUCGUCAGCCUGUCACAAAACACGUUUUCAUAGGGGGGCAGGGUAAUCUAUAUUUCGUUUUUUAAAAAAAGUCUCAAUACUACACGGCAAACGGCGACGAGAAUCAGCUGUGACAUCAUUCCGGCAUCAACAAACCUUGCUGUCGACACUCAGCUCCUCACAGACCACGAGCAGAGAGCACCGGCAGACAGCGGGGAUCGCGCACGAGACUACACUAUUUCCUAUUGUUCUUACUUUGUGAAGGAAUGAAUCUGGAAGAGGGCUUGAUGAGUGACGUCAAUAGGACACUGAGCCUUGAACUGGACACUGUGAGCGGGAACAUUACUUUGCUCCCCUACUAUCAACAUUCGCCUCUUGUAGCUGCCAGCUAUAUUAUUUCCUUCUUCUUCAUCUUCAUCCUUUGCAUGGUGGGGAACAGCCUGGUCUGCUAUAUUGUGUUGCGUAACCACAGGAUGCGCACAGUGACCAACCUGUUUAUUCUAAACUUGGCAGUCAGUGACUUGCUAGUUGGCAUCUUCUGUGUGCCCACAACACUGGUCGACAACCUUAUAACAGGCUGGCCAUUCAGUCAGGCAGUUUGCACAAUGAGCGGAUUGAUCCAGGGAGUAUCUGUCUCGGCCUCUGUCUUCACGUUGGUGGCCAUCGCUGUUGACAGGUUCCAUUGCAUAGUCUAUCCAUUUCGGCAAAAGUUAAGCCGCCUGAAGGCUAUACUGACAAUUGGGCUUAUCUGGGGAUUGGCUUUCGCUAUAAUGAGCCCAUCAGCUGCAAUGAUGACUGUUGUGCACCUUGAAGGCACUUAUAUGGUUUACAAUAAUGAGACGUACCCCCUCAUGACCUGUUAUGAACAGUGGCCCAAACCUGAGAUGCGCAAGAUCUACACCACUGUCCUCUUUGUCCACAUCUAUCUUGCUCCUUUGGGCCUAAUUAGCCUGAUGUAUGGAAGAAUUGUAGUUAAGCUCUUCAGUUACCUUGGGCCCAUGGGUAGGGGCACCGGAGAACUGCCAGAAGACAGGACUUCUAUAUCGAAGAAGAAGGUAAGAGUGAUUAAAAUGCUGAUCAUCGUUGCUCUGCUCUUCAUGAUUUCUUGGUUACCCCUUUGGACUUUAAUGUUGCUCACAGAUUACACCGACUUGGACGAUGAGCAGAUUAACCUGCUAACAGGAUAUAUUUUCCCAUUUGCCCACUGGCUGGCAUUUUCUAACAGCAGUAUCAACCCUAUCAUUUAUGGCUACUUUAAUGAGAACUUCAAGCGGGGAUUCCAGGCAGCUUUCACCUUCCACUUCUGCUCCCAGGAGAUGGUGCACAAGAACAUCUACUCUGAGAGGUCUCCAGCAAAUGUCGGGUAUCGGUUUCAAAAUAAGGUUUCCAAUGGAGAGUUCACCGAGUCUAGUGGAUAUAAAAGACCUUUAACUUUGAGGGAUAGUCAACCAGGAAAUCAAGUAAUACAACUUGAGGACAUCAACAGAAUCAUAACUCACAACAGGGUCAGCACUGCCUGGGUACACUGAAAGAGAAAGAGUUUGCGGACUGCAGGGAUUUAUCAAUGGGUAUUGAUGAUUGUACACAGGAAGUGAUGCUGGAUUGAGGACAGCUGAUACAGCUUUGCAGCUUUAAGUCAAGUAUUAAAUGUCACUGUGAAUUACGUCAAAGCCAACCAAUGGAGUGGAUUUCUGUAUUAUUAUUGUCAUUAGUGUUAAUUAUCUAACUGGCAAUGUAUAAGAUAAGUUUGCACGUGGUAUCCUUCUGGAUACAUAUAUCUGAAACAGUCCUUGCAUCGUUGCACAGCCAGUCUUUACAAUGUAAAACUUGAUGAUUAACUUAACAUUUUUUCAUGCUGUUCAUUGGAAAUUUAUUUCUUCUUGGAUUUUGGAACAAUUCUACCACUGCAGCUAUCAUUGAUUUGAUCUGCCUCAUUUCUAUGCAUUGUGCUGAUUAACAUUUUUCUUUUCCAUAAUUUAAUUGUUUAAAAUUGUCAUUUGGAUAAUGAGUAUGUUAUUCAGGAGCUUCAAACAUUAAUGAGGGAAUGGCGUUCUGACAGCUGGAUUGCUUGAAACAACCAUUUUCAAAUAUGAUCUGUUAAAUGAAGUCUGAAGGUGGAGAUUCCCUGCUAUCAACCUCUACAGUCUUGAACUGAACAUUGGGUGUUUUCUUCGUCUUACCAUAUGUUUGGGUUAUCUUUGGAAGUUACAGCAUUUUCAAACUUAUCUAAAAGGGCGAUUUUGCCUUGUAUCAACAUUUGAUUGCUGCUUGCUCUCUAUUCUGCUCACGUGUUUGAAAUGAUGUACAAUGUGGCGUCCUUCUAUGAUCACCGUAUUCUCAGAUGUUGGUAGUUCAAGCUAUUUUAUUGGUAGGGUAAAUCACCAAAGCCAGCAUAAUGAAAAUUGCUUCACAUGGAACAGAAUGAGUCCUGCCUACUACUAGGAAAUGUGUUUAUUUCUUUCAAAUUUGUAAAACUGUCUGGAAUGCUGUACUGUAAAUGGUCAUUAUAGUCAGUCAUUUAAGGGCUACUCCGGUGUCUUAAUACUUUUAAUGUAACACUGAAUUUUCUGGCCGCCUUUACAAAGCAUCUUUCUAGGUGUAUUCCUUCUCUUAAACUCCCUUGGUUUCUUAUCAUUGGUUGGUUAUUCAUAAAAUGCUAGCACACACAAAACUCAUUGCUAAAUUUCACAAUAUAUAAACAAAAUGGUCAUUCUCAAUUAAUGCUUGAUCUUGUAAUGCAUCUUUGCUAAAUUUUACAACUCUUUGUUAUUCUUUUGUUUCUUGUGCCAACUCAAUGUUGAUUUGACUUGGCUUUACUUUGUUACGUGAUGCUGAUUCUUGGCCUAUCUCUUGCCUUUUAAGACUGCCUUUUCGCUUUCUUCAGCUUCUUAUCUCCCUGUGCAAAGUAAACGGGACAGCCUUGGAAGACCAUUUGGUUUACAUGAAUUCAAAAUUCUCUCCCUCUGGCUGAGGCUUGAUUGACAAUCUCUUGAAGAAGAAGGCAGAAGAUGAACAGCAUUAUUCUCUGCUGUCAGUAUCUUGCUAGAAAAAUUUAAAAUUCAGGUGCCUUCCAAUAAGUGUAGCCUAUCAGUAUGUUAAGAAAACAGUUUAGUGCUCUUGUGAUAUGAUCCCACACAUGUGAAUCUGUUUCCAUAAACAUCUCCUUGCAGAAUUUUUAUUAUUUAAUCCAUGGUUCAAACUAAACUGUAAACUAAAUUAGACAAUCUCUAUAUGUGCAUCUCUCUCUGUCUCUCUCUCUCUCUCUCUGCUAUUUAUUGUAUAGCUUAUAUCUCAUUCAUCCCAUGGCUCAGUUCAGGAGUCAGUCCUACACAGAAGACCAGUCCGUUACAAGACACCAGCAAUCACUGAUAGAAGCACAUUUUCAGAAUCAUCAAUAUAAUUUACACUUUUGGAUAUACAGGUAUGUGUGUUUUGGCAUGAAAAAUAUAAACAAAGCAUUAUGUCUGAAUAAGGAUAUAUAUUCAGAAAAAGCAUG